This is a messenger RNA of Colossoma macropomum (tambaqui), 3227 nucleotides long. It is a transcript of the gene hhipl1, whose product is annotated as HHIP-like 1. Lineage: Eukaryota; Metazoa; Chordata; Actinopteri; Characiformes; Serrasalmidae. The coding region runs from base 526 to 2958 and encodes 810 amino acids. The transcript has 9 exons. The record is from RefSeq and is a predicted model, not a curated record. Gene Ontology annotation, cellular component: membrane.
CCAACACAGCGCACACUGGGAAAAGCAGGCGGGAAACGUAACAGCGAGACUGUAAAAGUGAAAGCGAGGAUGUUUACUCAGCUAAUUAUAGUUACAUAAUAGACGAUUUUCCCAAGAACGCCGCGGCGUCUCUGAUGCCAGGAACGGAGCUUCAGCCUAAAAGCCGAGCCGGAAUGGAAAGUCUCGCGUUUGGUGGCCUGUGACUUCACGUCUGCGAGGAGAAGCGGAUAAACGCGUGGGAGCUUUGUUAACGUGACGCCUCGGCGAGAAAUCAGAGGGGUGUUGUACACUGAAUUAAAAAAAUGGAGGGAUGAACGGAUGAGUCAGAGGGAGGAUGACCAACAGAUGGCACGGCAGAUAAGUUAGAGCGAACAAAGCGCAGGCUGACUUUCCGUGAUUGCAGUCCGGGCAAAGUGCAAAAGUGCAGAAAGGCGGUGAGGACGCCCGGGGGACCCUCAGCACGCGCUUGCAUAACGCCUGCAUGCUUCCAUGGGUCUGAAGUUGGGCUCCGAUUAACGAGGCACCAUGCGCUGGUUUGGCGAGUUACUCGGCGCUCGGUGGCGUUUGCAUUUCGUCUGGCUGUGUUUGCUGGGGUUUUGGGCAGCACCUGUGCUCCUGCAUCCUCAGUGCUUGGAUUUUAAGCCCCCUUUUCAGCCCCAACAGCAGCUCCGGUUCUGCGUUAUGUACAAGCACUUCGGCUGCUGCGACUAUGCCAGGGACCAGCAGCUGAUGAGGAAGUUUUACGAGAUUAUGGACAACUUCGACUAUUUUGGCUAUGCCACCUGCGCAGGGUACGUUCAGGACCUCAUCUGCCAGGAAUGUUCUCCCUAUGCUGCCCACCUUUUUGAUGCUGAAGACCCCAGCACACCCCUGAGGUCCAUUCCUGGACUCUGCCCAGAUUACUGCUCUCAGUUCUAUUCAAAGUGCAAGGCCACCAUCUCCCUGCUGUCUGACGACUCAAAGUUAUUAGAACUUCAGCACAACCAGAGCAGGUUUUGUCAGUAUCUGGAACUAGAUGACCAAGACUACUGCUACCCUCAUCUCCUGACCAACGAGCAGCUGAACAAAAACCUGGGCCGCGUGACGGCUGACUCCGACGGCUGCCUCCAGCUAUGCCUUGAGGAGGUGGCAAACGAACUCAGGAACCCUCUGGCUAUGGUGCACGCCAACGACGGCACCCACAGGUUUUUCGUUGCGGAGCAAAUCGGAUUGGUCUGGGUGUACCUUCCAGACAAGUCGAAGCUGGAGACGCCGUUCCUCAACGUCACCAAGGCUGUGCUGACCUCUCCAUGGGAGGGAGAUGAACGAGGCUUCCUGGGACUCGUUUUCCAUCCCAACUUCAAAUACAACGGCAAGCUGUAUGUCUACUACUCUGUAGAGGUGGGCUUCGACGAGAGGAUCCGUAUCAGCGAGUUUCGUAUCUCUGCCACAGACAUGAAUGUGGUGGACCAUAGUUCAGAAAGAGUUAUAUUGGAGAUCGAUGAACCUGCCUCUAAUCAUAACGGAGGCCAGCUUCUCUUUGCUGAUGAUGGGUACUUGUAUAUCUUCACUGGGGAUGGUGGCAUGGCCGGAGAUCCUUUUGGAAAAUUUGGAAAUGCACAGAACAAAUCUGCUCUCCUGGGUAAAGUCCUACGCAUAGAUGUGGAUGACAAUAACAGGGGGCCUCUGUACAAAAUCCCUCCUGAUAAUCCAUUUGUCCAUGAUCGCGAUGCUCGGCCGGAGGUGUAUGCCUAUGGGGUGCGGAACAUGUGGAGGUGCUCUGUGGACAGAGGGGACCCUCACACCAAAGAAGGGAAAGGACGCAUCUUCUGUGGAGAUGUGGGCCAGAAUAAAUAUGAAGAGAUAGAUAUAGUGGAGAAAGGCAGGAACUAUGGCUGGAGAGCAAAAGAAGGCUUCUCUUGUUAUGACAAGAAACUCUGUGCCAACAGCUCUUUAGAUGACGUUCUUCCAAUUUAUGCAUAUCCCCAUAAAAUGGGCAAAUCAGUAACAGGAGGAUAUGUGUACAGAGGCUGUGAAUGCCCCAAUUUGAAUGGAAUGUACAUAUUUGGAGACUUCAUGAGUGGACGUAUGAUGAGCCUAAAGGAGAACAGGAACACACGGAAGUGGGUCUACAGUGAGAUCUGUAUGGGCUUGGGCCAGACCUGUGCAUUUCCAGGCCUCAUCAAUAACUACUACCAGUAUAUCAUUUCUUUCGCAGAGGAUGAGGCAGGUGAACUCUACUUCAUGUCCACUGGAGUUCCAAGUGCAACGUCAGCCAGUGGUGUUGUGUAUAAAAUCGUUGAUCCCUCUCGACGUGCUCCUCCGAGAAAAUGCCAUUAUGACCCCAUUCCAGUCCGAGUCAAGAGCAACCUCAUAAAGUUCAGGCCAAAGGAAACAUUAACUGGUGUUGACACACCAACAAAACAGCCGAAAGUUGAAGUCCAGCCAACAGAGCCUCCACGGGUCACCACCAAAGACUGGCUUCAGGAGUUACUGGACACCCUCAGGGAGCAGGAGGCCAUGGGCAGGACCACGCCGUCUCCAAUCACUACAACAACCAGACCUCCCAGGCAGUCCCGUCCACGUAAAAGCAGACGCAGAAAAGGCAAGCGCAAGCCUGAGAGGGGCACAUACAGCGGGGCUGUGAGACUGGCUGGAGACACACACGGCCGGAAGGACCGUGGGAGAGUGGAAAUAUAUGCCAACGGAGAGUGGGGGACAGUCUGUGAUGAUCUCUGGAACACCAAGAACGCUGCUGUUGUCUGCAGACAGAUGGGCUUCCCCUAUGCACUAAAGGCCUCCAAACACUCGGAGUUUGGAGAAGGAAAACAACUGAAGAUCCUGCUGGAUGACGUGCAGUGUGAGGGUACAGAGGACACCCUUCUGGACUGCCAGCAUGCGGGUGUAGGCACCCACAACUGUGCUCAUUAUGAAGAUGCAGGUGUGAUUUGCGGUCAUUCAGAGCAUGUCGAGCAUUAGCGUUAGUGCAGGUAUACAAUCACAAUGGCCUCUGUGCAAAGUUCAGGUGGAAAAAGGGACAUUGACCUCGAAAAGUAGCACAUAGGUCUACCUCAUCCAUUGAAUCAAAAACAAAUCUUAGCUCAUAAUCUUUAUUUGAGGUUUUAAUUGUUGCAGAUCAUGCAGUUCACUCUUGCAUCUUCUUGUGUAUUAAGGUCCAUAAAAUAUGUGAAUACACAGCUCUUAUUUUGUAUUUCUCAAUAAAUAAUUCUGUGAAUUACCGUAAAAAU